AUGAUUCUUUCCCUGCCCUUCCUUGUCGCCGCAUCCGCAGCGCUCCUAUCCCCGGGACUGGCUGCUGGAUUUUCAACUGAGCUUCAGAGUGGGGAUAAUGCCUGUCUCUCCAAGGGCUGUGUUUCAACAGAAGCUGAUGUAUGGCUUUAUAACGGUACACUUUAUGUCGGGCACGAUGAAUCCUCCUUGACUGAGGAGCGAACCUUUGAGUCCCUCUAUGUCAAUCCAAUGCUAGAUGUGCUGAAACGCCAAAACCCCCAAACUCGUUUUGUGACUUCACCCACCAAAAACGGCGUCUUUGACACUACUAUUUCGCAAACCCUUUACUUUUUUGUCGAUGUAAAAACGUCAGGACCUGAAACAUUCGAAGCUGUUAUCUCUGCAUUAGAGCCACUCCGCAAAGAGGGCUAUCUAACCACACUGAAAGACAACAAGACGAUGACUAGUGGUCCCAUAACUAUCAUCGGAACAGGCAAUACGCCUUUUGAUAUGGUUGGACCGGUUGCUAAUCGCGACUACUUCUUCGAUGCUCACCUAGAUGCGCUAGAGGAAAGUCCUGAGAUCACGUCCAUAAUCUCUCCUAUUGCAUCAACUAGCUUCCAAGAGGCUGUGGGCUCAGUCACAUAUAGGGAGGAUGAUGCUGUUCUGAGCGACAAGCAGCUGGCUACUCUGCGAUCCCAGAUUAGUACUGCAAAGGAGAGGGGGAUUGGUGCUAGAUAUUGGGAGACUCCUUAUUAUCCGAUCCGAACUCGUAAUGCCGUAUGGCGGACGCUUCUCCAGGAAGGUGUGGCUUUGUUGAAUGCUGAUGACCUGGAUGCUGUUGCGGCUUACUUCUAA
Aspergillus bombycis is the source of this 837-nucleotide messenger RNA. RefSeq lists its product as uncharacterized. NCBI's taxonomy places the organism in Eukaryota, Fungi, Ascomycota, Eurotiomycetes, Eurotiales, Aspergillaceae. The record is from RefSeq and is a predicted model, not a curated record. Bases 1 to 837 code for a protein of 278 amino acids. Gene Ontology annotation, biological process: lipid metabolic process. The transcript has 5 exons. Gene Ontology annotation, molecular function: phosphoric diester hydrolase activity.